AUGUUUUCUUCAAAACCCGCAACUCCCUCAACCGGGCUUUCCAUCAACACGAAUUCCGCCAAUUCUCUCUUUGGUGGCAAUUCUAAUCAAGCGACGAACACUACAAGUACGCCUGGCUCCACAGGUGCCUCUGGAGGGCUUUUCGGGACGGCCGCGCAGCAACCCAAGCCAGCUGGCAGCUUAUUUGGAAACACUGGGGCCACAAAUACACAGCAAUCUCAAUCUUCUGGGUCCAACAUGUUUUCAGGGUUGGGUGGUCAGCAAAACAGCACAUCGGGUGGUGGAUUAUUCGGCAACACCACAGCGAAUACCACACAACAACAGUCCGGUGGCCUUUUCUCUGGCGCCGGAGGCGCCAGUAAUACCACAACACAAACUGGUAACACGGGAGGAUUAUUCGGAAACACAGGAGCGGCAUCCACAAGUCAAGCUCAGUCUAAGCCCUUCAGUCUAGGCGGCUCUACAAGUGGUGGUAUCUUUGGUGGUGCAGCCUCGAAUGCCGGUCAACAACAACAGCAGCAGCAGCCUGCAAAACCAACACUCUCGCUUUUCGGAAACCAGAAUUCUACCGCACAACAACCCGCACAGCAGACAACAACAACCACGCCCGGGGCUGGAACAGUAAUCCCCGGUGUUAAGGUUGAUAUUAGCAAUCUUCUACCCACCACGAAGUACGAAAGCUGCGCCGAUGAGGUUAAGGCAGAGCUAGAGCGAUUCGAUACUUUUGUGCUCAACCAAAUAAACAUGUGCAAUGAAGUUGCCAAUCUGGUUCCCUCCGUGGCGGCCCAAGGCGGUACUAUCCCUAAUGAUGUGGAAUAUGUUCAGGGCAAACUGGAAACAAUGCAGCAUGCGUUGGAAAAUGACGCCAGCGAUAUUGAUCAGCUACGUACCCUGGUUACCCGAGACGCAGCCGAAGCCCAGGUUGCAUUCCGUGCUAUCGAUACCCUUAAACUUCCGCUGCAGUACCAGUCGACCGGGGGCUCUGGAUGGUGGUCCGCUCAAGAUCAGAAGGUAUCGGACCCACAAUUACUACGCUCAACGCGGAAAAAUACGCUCGCACUCCCCGAUGAUGUCGAAGGUGACCCAUCCGCAAGUAGCAUCAAUGGAGUUCCAGUGAACCUGGUAGAGUAUUUCUCCCAACGAUCUGACGAGAUGGGCAUUGUUCUGGAGCGGUAUACGCGAAACUUGAAGGAGAUCGAAGACCACCUCCAUGGGGUUGAAUCAACUCUAGAAAGACAGAUCCAUGACUUCACAACUUCUCGGAAUCGCGAUAGCACAGGAGGUGGUGCACCGAAAUCAAUCCUCAACGACCUCGCCGCCGUUCUGGCCGAUGUCGAGACGGGUAUCCUAGGUGUUGCCAGCCGCCUAGGUACAGUUACCGAGCAAGCGCAGGAAGUUGUGCUUGGUGCGCCGUCUGGUCUAAGGCAUGUUUAA
Aspergillus versicolor CBS 583.65 is the source of this 1434-nucleotide messenger RNA. RefSeq names its product nucleoporin FG repeat-containing protein. The coding region runs from base 1 to 1434 and encodes 477 amino acids. Gene Ontology annotation, cellular component: nuclear pore. The transcript is spliced from 3 exons. The record is from RefSeq and is a predicted model, not a curated record. NCBI's taxonomy places the organism in Eukaryota, Fungi, Ascomycota, Eurotiomycetes, Eurotiales, Aspergillaceae. Gene Ontology annotation, molecular function: structural constituent of nuclear pore. Gene Ontology annotation, biological process: nucleocytoplasmic transport.